CUUGGUCCAAGAUGGCGAAGACCUACGGAGAUAAACCUGUCAGCUUCCAACUAGAGGAAAAUGGCGAGUUCUGGUGUAUUGGAUCAGAGGUUGGCAAUUACCUGCGGCUUUUCCGUGGGUCAUUAUAUAAGAAAUUCCCUGGCAUGUAUAGACGUUCAAUCACCAAUGAUGAACGAAAAAAGUUAAUGGAACUUGGUUUGACUCAGCAUGUGUUAGCAUCCAAUAUUUCACUGUUGAGAGCUUCAGAGGUUGAGGACAUCAUCGAGGGGAAUGAGGAUAAAUACAAAGCCGUGUCGGUGCGUCAACAACAGGAUCCGGAGGCAGCUGCCGCCAGCAGAGCUGAACGCCAAGUGAAGAAGCCUGCAGCUCCAUGGGUUCCCACCAUCUCCAACUCAUCUCAUCUUGAUGCUGUGCCCCAAGCAACACCAAUUAACCGUAAUCGCAUUAUAUCUAAAAAGAUCCGCACCUUCCCUAUGUGCUAUGAUGACCUAGACCCUGCACAGAUCCAUGAGAACUCCUGCCAGAGAGAGGAGUUGGUGCCCAUCCGGUUAGAUAUGGAAAUUGAGGGUCAGAAGCUGAGAGACACUUUCACCUGGAAUAAAAAUGAGAUGCUGGUGAGUCCAGAACAGUUUGCUGAGCUUCUGUGUGACGACUUGGACUUAAAUCCUCUAAUGUUCGUGCCAGCCAUCUCAACAGCUAUCAAACAGCAGGUUGAUCAGUACCCCUCUCAGAAUAUUAUCUCGGAUAACUCAGACACCAGAAUAGUCGUAAAGUUGAACAUCCAUGUCGGUAAUAUUUCACUCAAUGACCAGUUUGAAUGGGAUAUGGCCUCACCCGAGAACACACCAGAAGACUUCGCCUCAAAAUUGUGUUCUGAAUUGGGUCUGGGCGGCGAAUUUGUAACGGCAAUUGCAUAUUCUGUUCGAGGGCAGCUCUUCUGGCACCAGCGGACUUAUGCCUUUAGUGAAUCUCCUCUGCCCUGCGUGGAAGUCCCAUUCCGGUCGCAGAGUGAAGCAGAACAGUGGUCCCCAUUCCUUGAGACCCUCACUGAUGCUGAAAUGGAAAAGAAAAUCAGGGACCAAGACAGAAAUACCAGGAGAAUGCGACGAUUGGCGAAUACAACACCUGGCUGGUAAUGUGGAGCCUGAUGUCUUCUCCCAGCUGAGAUACCACGAUAUUAAUUUAAAACUUCUCUAUAUACUGUACUGUACUAGAAUUAUUUUAUAUUUGUAAAUUAGAUUAAGUAAUGAAUUCAUAUGAGAGGCUCAGAUGGCCUUUUUUGGAAAAUAAAGAGUGAAAUUUUA
This is a messenger RNA of Homarus americanus (American lobster), 1304 nucleotides long. It is a transcript of the gene Snr1, whose product is annotated as SWI/SNF-related matrix-associated actin-dependent regulator of chromatin subfamily B member 1-like. The coding region runs from base 12 to 1136 and encodes 374 amino acids. The record is from RefSeq and is a predicted model, not a curated record. Gene Ontology annotation, cellular component: nucleus; nuclear chromosome. Lineage: Eukaryota; Metazoa; Arthropoda; Malacostraca; Decapoda; Nephropidae. Gene Ontology annotation, biological process: chromatin remodeling; regulation of transcription by RNA polymerase II. The transcript has 9 exons. Gene Ontology annotation, molecular function: transcription coregulator activity.